UACCUGGAUUUGAAUCAUUUUGUUACAUAGUUCUUUAAUGUUUGGAAUACAAAGAUAAUUCCACUGACUUACCAUCAUUAAAAAUGUUUUGAAUUAUUUUUAAGCAUUUAUUCUUUUUUCCAGUACUGGGGAUCAAACUCAGGACCUUGCGCUUGCGAGGCAGGUGGCAGCACCACUGAGCUAAAUCCCAGCCCUUGCCAUAUGCUUUUUGAGCACAUACCUUUUUUAGUCUUAUUUGUAAAAUUAAUGAAUAAAAAUGAAAAGGAAUGAAUGAAUGAACAAAAUGAAUCAAAAUGAAUAAAAAGAAUGAAUGAAUGGAAAAGAAAAGGUAGCCUGAAAUGAUAGACAAAGGACAAAAGCUAAGCUGUUGUCUGACUAUAGAGUCCUUUAUCAACAGUCAGUAAAUUUGGACUUUAUUCUAUAUCUGAAUCUUUCAGGGGAGAGGAGUGGCAGGAUGAAAGAGAUCCCAUGGAUCCCAAUCAGCUGAUUAAUUCUAGUGUGAGGACAGAUUCAAGGGAGGAAAGUUUAGGGAGGGAGGCUGCUAGUGGUUGUCCAGUUUUACUUUUUCAAAACUAAAGAAAAUUUAUUUAUAGAGAGCUUGUUGGGAUAGUUGCCCUGAAGGUGAGACUAAGAGAUUACUAGUAGGUUGAAACCUUUUCUCUUCCCUCCCCAUCCCAUUCUGUCCCUGAGCCAGGGACAGCCCAGGAAGUUCUGUGAAUGUUCACUAACAAGUACCAAUGGGCGUAAGGAUUUGGAAAUAACAUGAUCUGCUGCUACUGAACUGAAUUCAAAAAUGUUUUCUUGAAACUUUCACCGUUUUGUCAGCAAUCUUUCUACCACUUCAGUGGGCUUUCUGUGAUAGCCCAUCGGCUCCCAGAAAUCACAAUGAGAUCUUUGGUGUCCCAUUCUUGUGUAUCUAAACCACUGAAGCCAAGUUUUGAAGAAGUACAUGACAUAUACUGAGAAAAGAGCCAUGUUGGGCCAGCAGCAGAGUCUGCCAUGUAUUGCACCCCUGUUGACCCCGAUGGAGGAGACACCACAUAUUAUCUCUGCUCGAGUCCAGGGAAAUAUUCCUAAGUGGCUCAGUGGCUAUCUACUUCGAGUUGGACCUGGGAAAUUUGAGUUUGGGAAGGAUAAGAUCUACAGUUCUGGGGCAGUGUCCAAGUCAAGGAAUGUCCCUGGUCAUGCUGGUUGAUAAAGAAGAUAGUCAGACCCCAGACCUGUGCUGGAUGCAGGCAACAACAGGCAGAAGAAUAAGGGCAAAGGCACCAAUGCCAUGACUUUCAAACCCAGAGCAACUCAGGCUGGGCCUGGCCUCUAGCUGUGGGGGCAGGGCCUGUGUUCUUUAGCUCAAACCUGUUGGAGUUCUCUUUCCAGCCUGCUCCCUGGCCACAGCUGUCUCCUAUGGCUGUCUCUCACCCAGUCACUGUGGGAAUAUAACAAUGGGAGCCCAUCCUGCAGCUGCUCUGAGUCUCAGGUUCAGUAAACUCCUCCCCAAAAUGGUGUCCAACCAAGCACUCUCUAGGAAUAUGACAGGUGCUUGGACUGGAGUCACUCACCAGCUGUUAGCUGUCAAGGACUCAUGUGGGAGCAGAAUCCCGUGGUCUUCCUGCAGAUCACAGCACCCACUGGUCCAUUCCACCACUACAUUUCUCCCUGAAGCCCUCUGAGUCCCCAGCUUUCACUUUGUCUCUGUAGUCUCUGUAGUUUUUGUUUCCCUUUCCUGACAGCUAUGAUCUGGGCCCUGGGGAGAAAGUGCAGACUGUCCCUUCCCUUCUCUACAUUGUGUGUGUGUGUGUGUGUGUGUGUGUGUGUUUAUUUUUAGGAACUGGGGAUUGACCUCACGACCUUGUGCUUGCGAGGCAGGUGCGGCGCCACUGAACUAAAUCCCCAGCCUCUCUGCAUUGUGUUUUAUCUCUUUAAUUUCUCUAUACGUUUUAAUUUCCUGUCAUAUCUUUCUUGUUCUUGGGGAUCUACUUCUCUCUUUUUUUCUUCUCUACAUUGUUAUUUUUCAGUGUCUGGAUUCUGAAUCUCAGAAAGGGUGAGUUGUCACUUACCACUCUGCUAUUUUUGAAAUACACAUAGGUCACUUUAUUUCUUAUUCUGACUUAUGCUUUUCUUACUGAUAUGAGUUUUUCCCCCUUUUUUCCUGGUUUGCAGGUAUAGUCACUGGUUUGAUGGAAUGGCUUUGCUUCACCAGUUCAGGAUAGAGAAGGGUACAGUUACAUAUAGGAGCAAAUUUCUACAGAGUGAUACGUAUAAGACCAAUAGUGCUCACAAUAGAAUUGUAAUCUCAGAAUUUGGCACACUGGCUCUUCCUGACCCAUGCAAGAAUAUUUUUGAACGUUUCAUGUCAAAGUUUGAGAUGCCUGCUAUGACUGACAAUACCAAUGUCAACUUUGUGCAGUACAAGGAUGAUUACUACAUGAGCACUGAGACCAAUUUUAUGAACAAAGUGGACAUUGAAACUUUGGAAAGAACAGAAAAGGUAGAUUGGAGAAAAUUUAUUGCUGUGAAUGGAGCAACUGCACAUCCUCAUUAUGACCCAGAUGGAACAGUAUACAAUAUGGGAAACUCCUAUGGCCCACAAGGUUCCUGUUAUAACGUUAUUCGGGUUCCUCCAGAGAAGGUGGACCCUGGGGAGACAAUCCAUGGAGCCCAGGUGAUAUGUUCUAUUGCUUCUACAGAGAAGAUGAAGCCUUCCUACUACCAUAGCUUUGGAAUGACAAGAAACUACAUAAUCUUCAUUGAACAGCCUCUCAAAAUGAAGCUGUGGAAAAUUAUCACUUCUAAAAUUCGGGGAAAGGCUUUUUCAGAUGGAAUAAGCUGGAAACCCCAGUAUAAUACACGGUUUCAUGUGGUGAAUAAAUGCACUGGACAGAUUCUUCCAGGGAUGUAUUACAGCAAACCUUUUGUUACUUUUCAUCAAAUCAAUGCUUUUGAGGACCAGGGCUGUAUUGUAAUUGAUUUGUGUUGUCAAGAAGAUGGAAGAAGCCUAGAUGUUUACCAACUACAGAAUCUCAGAAAAUCUGGGGAAGGGCUUGAUCAGGUCUAUAAUUCAGUAGCCAGAUCUUUUCCUCGAAGGUUUGUUUUGCCCUUAGAUGUCAGUGUGAAUGCUGUUGAGGGAGAGAACCUCAGUCCAUUGUCCUAUUCUUCAGCCAGUGCUGUGAAGCAGGCUGAUGGAAAGAUCUGGUGUGUCCAUGAAAAUUUACAUCAUGAAGACCUAGAGGAGGAAGGAGGCAUUGAAUUUCCCCAGAUCAACUAUGGGCAAUUCAGUAGCAAAAAGUAUCGUUUCUUUUAUGGUUGUGGCUUUCGGCAUUUAGUGGGGGAUUCUCUGAUCAAGGUUGAUAUGGUGAACAAGACACUGAAGGUUUGGAGAGAAGAUGGCUUUUAUCCUUCAGAACCUAUUUUUGUUCCAGUACCAGGAACAAAUAAAGAAGAUGGUGGGGUUAUUCUUUCUGUUGUGAUCACUUCCAACCAGAAUGAAAGCAAUUUUCUCCUUGUGUUGGAUGCCAGGACCUUUGAAGAACUAGGCAGAGCAGCGGUACCUGUGCGAAUGCCUUAUGGGUUCCAUGGCACAUUUUUACCCAUGUGACGAGAUAACCACAGGUCCAGGAACUAGGUUUAAAACAAGUGUACUCUGUGAAAAAAGAUCACAAAAAGGAACCCUGCUUCUCAAAUCAUAGAUACUUAGUUUUAAAAUUUCUAUUAAAAAUAAAAUUUGUGAGAUAAUUA
This is a messenger RNA of Heterocephalus glaber (naked mole-rat), 3735 nucleotides long. NCBI's taxonomy places the organism in Eukaryota, Metazoa, Chordata, Mammalia, Rodentia, Bathyergidae. The record is from RefSeq and is a predicted model, not a curated record.